GCAGAAAUAAUGUUGGGACUCCCUUUCUGUGAAGCCGUUGAUAUCUGGGCGCUGGGCUGUGUGAUGGGGAUCAUGAUGUUUGGCUUUGAGCUCUUCCCAACAACAACAGACUACGAUGCACUCCUCUUCAUCAUCGACCUCCUGGGUCCGCCGCCGCAGCACCUCAUGAAGGCUGCACAGAAAUCUAAAGUGUGUUUUAAGAAGACAGACUGUGGUCAGUGGAGGCUCAAGACACCUGAGGAGUAUUGGGGUCCCGAUCUUUCAUCACAUGACGACAGGAAGUACACGUUCCGCUCUCUGGACGAAGGGAAAAUGCUGUGUCUGGAGCAGGACAACGUGACGGAGGCUGAUGAGAGGAGGGAGUGCAUGGAGCUGUUGAAGGAGAUGGUCGCGUGGGAUGAGAGGGAGCGGAUCACUCCCGCUGAUGUCCUCAACCAUCCUUUCAUUACCAAGAGCUACAUACACAGCACCUCCCGCCUCAGCUCCUGUCCUCAGCCUGCUGCAGCUCUGGACGCCACCAGCAUCCACAUGGACAACACGGAGCUCCCUCCCAACACCUCUGAUGACAGAGGGGACGAGAAGAAGAAGAAGAACUCCUGUAGACGCUUCUUCUCCUGGAUGACGAGGAUCUUCUGCUGCUACAUGGACGACGUGCAGGAGUGAAGAUUUCUAUUGUUUGUCGCUAAAGAACCUGAGAACUUGCUCACAGGUGUUCUGCUAGAAAACAUUCAUAGUGCAGAAGAUUCAAACCAUUCAAGCAGAGCUCUGCUCUUAUGUUUGUGUUUUGUGUUUCAUGUUAUUGUUAGUAUUGAACGUGAACGUGAAUGAACUUUUGUCUCAGCAACUCUUGUGAGAUCUGACAACACAGAGCGUUAAUGUUUGUCAGACUGUGUCCAAACAUCUUCUAAGGUAAAAAGUCUUUGUGAUGCUCAACAUGUUAGUUCCCUGUGUGACUCUCUAACGUUAGCUCAACAUAAAUACAUUAGAGCAGGCCUACUGAGGAGACAGGUGGUGUUUACCAUUUGAACAGCAUCGCUGCUGCUCGUGAUCGUCUUUAGUUAUAGAACAUGUUACAGCUUCACUGUGUUGCUGCAGUGCUCAGUGGAGCAUACAUCUCUCUUUCAAACGUGUGAAGAUUACAAGCAGUCAGUUUCACUCUUAUGUGCAUUUUAUAAAUACAUUUAGCUUUGUAAGCUAGUAGCAGCUAAAGUUUGUAGCCGUCCCUCAAUGUUGUUGUUUAUCCUUCUGGCUCGCUAGUUAUUUACAUUCAUGUGACAAAGUUUGUUCUCAGCUGUUAUAUUGAUCUCUGUCUUCUUUCCCUUCAAUAAUGUCAACAAGUCCUUUAAACGUGUGUCUUGUAAAAUGAAACGCUAUUUGUUCUCAUGCUUAUGACUCACAUGCCAUCAUUUAACUUUAAGAUAUGAAGACAUGUUAGACUCUG
Cottoperca gobio is the source of this 1441-nucleotide messenger RNA. RefSeq names its product homeodomain-interacting protein kinase 4-like. Gene Ontology annotation, biological process: peptidyl-serine phosphorylation; peptidyl-threonine phosphorylation. Gene Ontology annotation, molecular function: protein serine/threonine kinase activity; ATP binding; protein tyrosine kinase activity. Bases 10 to 663 code for a protein of 217 amino acids. NCBI's taxonomy places the organism in Eukaryota, Metazoa, Chordata, Actinopteri, Perciformes, Bovichtidae. The transcript has 6 exons. The record is from RefSeq and is a predicted model, not a curated record. Gene Ontology annotation, cellular component: nucleus; cytoplasm.